Molecule: messenger RNA, 1665 nt
Organism: Symbiodinium sp. CCMP2592
Lineage: Eukaryota; Dinophyceae; Suessiales; Symbiodiniaceae
Source: the annotation of a GenBank genome assembly
AUGAUCCUCAGCGGCCUUUGCAUGUUGCUCUGGUGCAUGUACCUUUGCAGAGAAUUCCGCACCAUUUGGAUUUCCAUUGAAGCCAUCCUGCAGAUUCCACGGGCACGCAAGACUGUUUUCAGCAACGGGCGCUUCGUCGCAAUAUCCUACGCCCGACUGGGGGUCUACCUGCUGCUACGCCUGUAUCGCACCUCGAUCACCGCGUGCCUCCUUUGGGCUGGGCAGCAGUGGCUGGCAAAAACCAAGAGCAUCACGGACCUUAUCUUGAAUGCCUCGGCACUGGGUACCAUCCUCGAGAUCGACGAGUUGGUCUUCGCUUCGCUGCUGCCGAAGAAGAUCCAGGCUGCUAUCUACAGUUUGGAGGCUGUGAAGGUCCGAUACACGCGGGCGAAGAGUCAACUUGAGGGGUCCUUGAUCUUCAUUGGAGUCGUCGCGGUGACUCUCACUCCCAUCUUCGUUUGGGUGAUUCCUCUGGUGGACAUGAUGCAGCAGGUCAAGGUCGAGUUCUGCUACGGCGCACAGAACUUCGUCGUUGCUUACAACCAGGACUCGCAGACGACAGUCGGCGUGGCGACUCCUUCCUUUGCGGUCCGAUACGAAAAUGGGCUAUCUCUCAGUGAAAGGGCCGUCUUGGGGCACACGGUGCCCACGGCGGAGUCUACGUUCGUGGGGCCGUAUGACUGGAAUCUGAUCUAUUUCUCGGAUGAUGCGGACUCGUUUGCACAAGACAUGGUGAUGUCCCAAGCGUCUGUAUCCGAGGGGACUUCGAAUUGUUUGGAUGCGGAUAACUGGCUUCGUCGUUAUGGCCCUGUCUUCACAGAGAGGCACAUGCCACGGUUCCACGCCGCCGCGGCGAUGAUCGGACGAGACAACGCCACUUCCUGCGCAGAGCUGGCGGAUAGGUGCGGUGACUUCGACUCCCGUGUCCUGCGCUCGGUCUGCCCUCGCACCUGCGGUUGCCACCUGCCGCAAGCCAACCAAUGGUUCAAGGUCCCGGCGCAAGGCUGCCCAAAUAUUUGCCGGGAGGAGGCCGCUACGCGCUCCCAAGACAUCCAGUGCCGUGACAGCCCUGUGGGAGAGGAUUGGUUGUCCUUCUGGGACAGCUACCCGGAUGUCAUGCAAGAACAUCUGGGAGUCAAUUUUUCAGACCCAAACAACCCAGUGACAGGUGCUGAGUACGUGCAUGGCAUCGUAAAGUUCAUGAAGACUGCAGGGUGCGCUGGCCUCAUGUCUGUGCAACAGGAGCCCAUCACUAGGACUCCCUGGUGCGAGGGAAGUCAGCUUUCGGCAUCCUUGGCUUACAUCUGCCCGCUCUCCUGCGGCUGUUGGGCGGAGGAUACCCCCGACUACUGCCCACGCAGUUGCAAGCCCUGUGGUGAUGUGGCGAACUUCCCAGCCAACGCGAACAUGGCCAGCUGUGUCGAGGCAAAGCAGUUGGGCAUCUGUGGCAUCCCCGAGGAAGCAGCGAAAUACUGCGCUGGCACCUGCGGAAUCUGCAACGGGACCGCAAAUGCCAGUGCAGUUUGUCCCGAUGGUCCCCUACCCGCCGUGUUCGGCCUGGGUAGUUGCGCAGACGUCCAGGCUGCGGGCUGGUGUCCCUUGCUGCACUUCUUGGAUUCUUCGGUGAGUUUGAUCUGUGGCCGAUCCUGCGGUACGUGCACCUGA